This is a messenger RNA of Triticum aestivum (bread wheat), 6338 nucleotides long. RefSeq names its product disease resistance protein RGA2. Lineage: Eukaryota; Viridiplantae; Streptophyta; Magnoliopsida; Poales; Poaceae. The transcript has 3 exons. The record is from RefSeq and is a predicted model, not a curated record. Gene Ontology annotation, molecular function: ADP binding. Bases 79 to 4755 code for a protein of 1558 amino acids.
AGCAAUCCGCGCACGGCUCAGCCCAGCAGCGUUCAUCGGCCAUUUCCUCUUCUCCUGUUCACUCGGCAAGUCUGCAGGAUGGACACGGCGACGCUCGUUGCGGGCGGCGGCGGCGGACGUGAGCUGCAGCCGCGGGCGUCUGGAGGGAGCAUCGAGGGUGAGGUGGAGCAGCUUAGCACUGCCCUGGGAGACGGGAAGUCGGUGCCCACUGAGGCCGAGGGGAAUGGAAUCAAGAUCGUGCAACUCCGGCGGCUUCUCGAGGAGGAAGGCCGCGAUGUGGCUUCACGCGCCGACGCCCUCGUGAGCGAGCUGCAGCCGUGGUCGUCCGGCGGGGGGAUCGAGGGUAAGGUCCGGCAGCUUCACACCGCCCAGGAAGUCUUCAAGUUGGUGCUCGCUGAGGCCGAGGGCAAGCAGAUCGAAAACGUGGAGUUGGCCCGGUCUCUCAAGAAAUUCCGUCAGAUGGCCUCCCGCGCGGGCGACCUCGUGGGCGAGCUGGAGCACUACCGCAUCCAGGAAGAGCUUGAGCAAGAGGGGCACGAGGAUGAUGACCAUGAGAAGGAUAGUCGGGUGGAUGGAUCCCAGAGCCGCCUGAUUCUGGAGAACACGGAGUCGGCCGAGGUGUUUCAGGUUGGUCAAGAUACUGGAGAAGAUUGUGCUUUUUGCACAGAAGAUUCAUCUUCAGCCGCUCUUCAGAUUCUGCCCUAUGUUGCCAACUCUACGGUCCCUGCUAGCAACACUAGCCUGGAACCUCGUCUUGGCAUUUCACGUGAGAUAAAUGAACUCAUUCAGGCAUGCUGCAAAAUGGCCAAGAUUCUGCUCGAGGCUCUUGUGCCAGCAAAACUGGAUGACCUUUCCCGUAUUGUGCAGAAAAAUCAGAGCAUAGGAACCAAUCUUCGAGAGACGUCGUCUUUCCUCACUGAACCCAAAGUUUAUGGUAGGGACGAGGACCGGGAUCGGAUAAUAAGAAAGCUAACAAGUGAUGAAUCUGCUGGGCAAGACCUCUCCAUCCUUUGUAUCAUCGGUUAUGGAGGUGUUGGGAAGACUACUCUGGCCAAUGUGGUAUUCAAUGAUUCGGCUGUCUCAAAGCAUUUUCCUGUACGACUGUGGGUUUAUGUGUCUGCUCACUUUGACCAAGCUAAGAUUAUACGCAAAAUGUUGGAGUCCUUGACUGGGAACAAGCAUGAAGACAUCAAGAGUUUGAAGGACCUCCAGAGGACUCUGGAAUCUGAAGUGAAGUCAAAAAGGGUGCUUCUUAUUCUGGAUGACAUCUGGGAAGACAGCCAAAAGGAAAAAUGGGAUGAUCUGUUAACUCCACUACAGUCCAAUGGAGUCAAGGGAAACAAGAUACUUGUCACAACUCGGAAGCCUUCUGUUGAGAAAUUCAUGAGAGCGAAUGCUAAAAUUAAUCUGGAGGGUUUAGAUCCAGAUGACUUUUGGCAUUUGUUUACGGAAUGCGUUUUUGGAAAUGAGAACUACAAAGUACCUCCAAAACUGCAGAAAAUUGGGAAGGAGAUACUUGUCAAAUUAAAAGGCAAUCCUUUAGCAGCAAAAAGUCUGGGCAAAGUAUUGAGAAGGGAUCAUAAUCCUGAUUUCUGGGCAACUAUUCUGGAUAAUAAUGAAUGGAAGCACAGAACUGAUGACUAUGAUAUCAUGCCGGCCUUGAUGAUCAGCUACAAAUAUUUGCCAGAGCACCUCCAGCAGUGCUUCUCGUACUGUUCUUUGUUCCCCAAGUAUCAUAGGUAUGAGAAAAAACGUCUGGUCAAUAUUUGGAUAGCCCAGGAUUUGGUAUCUUCCACUGAUGUACGGCUGGAGGAAGUUGGAGGUCAGUUCUUCCAUGAUCUAGUCGAGUGGGGAUUUUUCCAAAAGGAAUUUGAAUUUGGAGACUUACACAUCAUGCAUGAUCUCAUUCAUGAUUUGGCACAGAAAGUUUCGUCGGACGACACGUACACUAUAGAGAACAGUGAGCAUAAAGAAGCACCCUGGCUUGUUCGUCAUGUCAGUGUAAUCACAGCAAGGGAGUACACGUCUCAAGUAGAUGGAACGGUGCUUCUUAAUGAGCCUUUUGUGCAAGAGUUUGCCAAUUCAUUCGGCAAAUUGAAACAAAGUAAAUUAAGCACAUUUAUGCUAUUUGGACCGCUUGACUUGGCUAUUGGAAACACAAUUCGUCAAGAAUUCAGUGAGGUGAACUCGGUUCGUGUGUUGACAUUGGAGAUGGCAGUCUUUGAUUUAGAUUUAGUGAUAGUAAACAUCUCAGCAUUUGUCAAUCUUCGCUAUCUGGAGUUGAGCUGCUUUUAUAAGGGACCCAGGUUAGAACUGCCAGAGGCAAUAUGUAGCCUAUCUCAUCUGCAAGUCCUGGAUAUAAUGAAGAACUGGGGAGAUAGCACAGUUUUACCGAGAGGCAUGAACAAGCUUGGUAAGUUGCGCCAUUUUAUUGCCAGAGAUGAGUUGCAUGCAAAAAUAGCAGGUGUUGGGAAGAUGGUUUCCCUUCAAGAGCUCAAGACAUUUUGUGUUCGAAAGGCAAGUGAGUUCAGCAUAAUACAACUCAAAAGAUUGAAUCAACUCAGAGAAUCAAUUAGAAUUUGCAAUCUUAAAGAUGUAGGAAGCCAAGAGGAGGCUGCGGAAGCAAGGAUAUGUGACAAGGUCCACCUCACUACUCUGCACCUAUCAUGGAGUGGUGUGAAUGGGCAAAACGUUGGUUUUUCAAGUAACUGUUCUAUCCUCGAGGAUCUCCAGCCACAUGCUGGCCUUGUAAAUCUUAAAAUCGAAGCAUACAGAUAUCCUUCACCGUCAUGGCUCAGCAACAAUAUUCAUCUCACCUCAUUGCGGUCACUCCAUCUGGAUAACUGCAAAAAAUGGUGCACAAUUCCAGAACCCAAGCACUUGCCUCUGCUCCGAGAGCUAGAUUUGCGUCAUAUGCCUCGUGUUCGUGAAAUCGUGAUUGGUCGUUUGGAGAUUCUGGUAUUAUACUACUUGCCAUGUUUGAGGCGCUGCGCAGUUUUGAACGAGGAACAGUUAUCUGAGAGUCUACAGGUUCUCAAAGUUGAGAAUUGUGAUCGAUUGGUAGAGUUUCCCUUGCCGGUACUGCAAGACUUCCAGUUUACUAGUCUUCACCGGCUUGUCGUUCAUAUGUACUUUUGCUUCAGACACACUAACAUCCCUCAGCUUCUGCGCAUGGAUUCUCUAAAGCAUGUAGAUUUGUGGUUGCAACCAUCUUGCCAGGAAUUUCAACUACGAUUAGGCCCAUCAAAUGCGCUCCGCAUGCAAAUCAUAGGAAGUCAUUCUCAACCUGUUCUGAGAAUAGAGGAAAGUUUGUUCGGGUUUGACAAACUAAAAAAUUUGGUGGAGCUUGAAAUCACAACGUAUCCACAUCUGACAUACCUGCCAUGGGAGGGCUUGCAACACUUGACAUCGUUGAAAAGGUUCAAAAUGAUAGUGUGCAGCAAACUGUUUUCUAAUAAUGUUGAGUUCAUUCUGCCACCAUCAGUUGAAGAACUCGAGUUCCAUUCCUGCAAUAUUACGGAGCAACAUCUGUCGCAACUCCUGCUGAACCUUCCAUCACUCAAGAAACUUGUCAUAACUAACUGUGAAGAGGUAACGUCCUUACCUGUAGGGCUGUUUACAGAUGAACACAGCCAAAUGCCAGAAGGCUCGUGGCACAUUGCUUCCAAUUGUUUGCCGAGUCUUGAGAGGUUGCAGAUCACCUUCCCAGAGGGUAGUAGUGUAAUUGCGGCGAUGCAUUUUUCAAACCGGAAGGGCUUUGGAAGAUUUGUCUCUCUCAGGGAAGUCAUCAUUGAAAAUUGUCCUACUCCCCUAUCCACUAUGGUUUCAGGAAGAGCAUCUAAAGUCCCUCCACCUUCUCUAGUAAAACUCAUUGUGACUGACAUCGAGGACAGCUGUCUGCAGUUUUCACAACUCUCUUGCCUUGUUGAAUUACAAGUCUUGCGAUGUUCGUCUUUGACAAGCGUCAACCUGGAUUCUUGCACCGCAUUACAAGACCUCAAGAUUGAAGGAUGUAAAUUGCUAUCGUCAAUUGAAGGUUUGCAAUCAUGUAAAACGUUGCGGCAUUUGAGCAUCCACGGUAGUGAAGCGCUACUAUCACUCGGAGCAUCGCUUAGCACCCUGACAACAGUGAGUAUAGAGAAGAAUCCAAAUUUGGCAUGUCUUGACCUGCACACAUGUACAGCACUGCAGAAACUACGCAUCGAAGGCUGUGCUACAAUGGCUUCUUUUGAAGGUAUUAAAUCCCUUGUUGGUCUGAAGGAGUUGAGAGUUGAGAACUCUCCAGGCUUCAUAAGGUCAUGGAUUUCAGCAGCAGCGGAAGUUGAGAGCGAGGACAGCUACUUCAUGGGAACACUUCAGGUGCUUGAUAUUGAUGACAUUAGUGUCCUAUGUAUGCCCAUAUGCUGCCAGUUAACUUCUCUGAAGACACUGACCAUUGAUGGAGCCCGUACGGUGGGCGUAUUGACGGAUGACCAUGAGAAAGCGCUUCUACUUCUCACCUCCUUGAGACAUCUUGAACUCAACAACUUUAAGCAUCUCAGGUCACUGCCGGCUGAAUUCCAGUCCCUUGCAUCACUGGAAAGAUUUACUCUUGUCAAUUGUGAGCGUAUCACUUCCUUGCCCGUGGGGGGUCUCCCGGCUUCGCUGAAGGACAUGGAUCUGAAAGGCUGCAGUAAAGAGCUAAAUGCAUCGUGCAUAGAAAAUUAUCAAGCUCGAAGGUUGCAUCUAUGGGUUGACGGAACCGCAUAUGAAUAAAUCCACUUACUAAGGCCCUGUUUGGUUCAGCUUUUGUCGACGGAUUCCGCUGCCGCGCAGCAGAAUCUGAACCAAAGGGCGAACCCAGCAGAAUCCGAUUCCAGAAAUCCGCUGCCAAAAUCUGAACCAAAAGCGGAAGCAGCCCAAGACGUGCUUUCCAAAAUCUGAUUUUGCUGCGGGCCAAAAUCUGAAAAAGCUGUAUCAGCUGGUUUGCCAAUGACCUACAUCUUUUUCACAUCAGAUUUUCCACAGCUGUUUUUCCACAACAGAUUUUUCACAGCUGCUUUUAAAAAUCCACAGCCGAAGCAAAACAGGGCCUAAGUGCCUGGAUGUGGUGUGGCACAGCAGCCCUUUAUGGUGUUUGGGCCUCGAGAGCUUCCAUGUGAGAUAUCCUUUUCCACCACAUACCAUAAGCUGUUUCAUUAUGAGAUAAAUAUAAAGCCUCUUUUGAUUCAAGUCAUUGGCUAACAUUUACUCUGUCCGUAUAUGUCGUUUACGUACACAAGUCACAAUCAUGAAUUUUUUUAAUACGAAUGUAAUGACAUCAACUUCAUGCCACAUGAGCCACAUGUUAAGAAAGUAAUUGCUGGUCAAAGACUUGUCUUAACGAACCAAUAUAUGCCUUGCAUUUUUGGACAGAGUGAACAACAAAUUUCCUUUCCUAUUUGUGUUGGCCACUGUAGAAACAAAGGAAACUAUUGUGCCAGAAACAUCGACCAAGUCUUAUUUUGAUAUAUUUAUCCUCCACCAGCCUGUUCCGGACCAUUCCUAACUACUCCCUCCGUCCCAUAAUAUAUGAUGUUAUUACAACCGAUAUAUGAGUUAUAUUGGUUGUAAUAACAUCAUAUAUUACGGGACUGAGGGAGUAGAAGAGUUUAUUUGUGGUAGAAAUGCAACUAAGCCAUUUUGCUAUGCAAUCUUUAAUACUGACAGGGGAAUCCAAGCUGGCUCAGUUGGAGUAAUUGAACGCUAGGAUCAAAAGCCGAAGGAGGAGACCGUGAUAUUAAAGUGCAAACACCAGGUUGACAAAUUUUUUGCCUCAUAUGUGAUAGCUGGUGUCACACCUGCGAGUCUGGUGACUACGGUGGACUGAGAGUUGUGUGGGCCGUGGGCCUUGUAAGAGUGUGGGGCCAGGAUCAGUGAAUUGUUCUGAAAUCUCACCCUGUUUCUCUGUUGUGUUCUCACAGCCUUCUUCCUCUCCAAGCCAAAAUCCUCACCUACUCCUCAAUCCCUUCCUCGCGCGAUCCAGAUCCUGGGGGCCGCGUCUCGUCACAGCCCGUAUUGCAUUACGCAGGUUCAGAUAGCUGGGUGGUUUACUCUCAGGAUUUCUCACCAAAAGCACAUCAACUUCUCCGGGUUCGGAAUGACGCUUCCAGGCUAGAGAGAGGAUUGCCCAUGCUCAUUAAAAGGAUUAUUAUGCUGCUAAUUGCCUUGUCAGGCAGAUCCAACACCACCAUGUGUUCAUCAUGCUGCUGCUAUUUAUCUUGAUUGAAUCAACUGUACUGUUUUUUCCUGUAUAUAUUAACAGAAAUGAAGUGUGCUACCUGUAGCCUUGUUGGGUGAAUCAGAUGUGUGCACAGAAA